UAUGCCAAAAUAAUUUGCCUGUCGAGGUACUCCGUAAUUUCGCCGAUUCCUUCCUUGUAAAAUAAAACAUGCAAAAAGAAAUUAUCGAAAGGAACUUUUGUUUGAUGUGGUUUUAAAUAAAUUCUCUAUAGUAAUGUUUGGAAUAGUAAAUAUUAUUGCAAAUAGUAAAAAGUGUGCCGAAAAUUUAAAAAUUGGUAGAUUGUUAAGCCAACAGACUGGAAAAGCUAUUCAUAGCCAUAUUCCCAACAACCUCGAGAAACGUUUUUUGGUAUGGAGUGGAAAAUAUAAGUCUCUUGACCAAGUACCAUCGCAUGUUAGUCAUGAUGUAAUGGAGCGUUGCCGUAAUAGGAUCAGAAUACGAGUGGCAAAUAUAAUGAUUGCGCUUACGGUGUUGGGUUGCUGUAUUAUGGUUUACAGUGGCAAACAAGCCGCAAAAAGUGGCGAUUCUGUGGUCAAACAAAAUCUGGAUUGGCAUAAAAAAUAUAAUGAGGAAUCAAAAAAGGAAUAGGCUUCCUAUAACAUUAUUGUAUAAUAUAUGAUUUUCUUGUUUGCUGUACUUUGUAUAUAAAGUGAUUUUUAUUACUGAUUAAUAUAA
Messenger RNA from Zeugodacus cucurbitae (melon fly), 595 nucleotides. RefSeq names its product UPF0389 protein CG9231. Lineage: Eukaryota; Metazoa; Arthropoda; Insecta; Diptera; Tephritidae. The transcript is spliced from 2 exons. The record is from RefSeq and is a predicted model, not a curated record. Bases 134 to 508 code for a protein of 124 amino acids.